Messenger RNA from Rhagoletis zephyria (snowberry fruit fly), 1644 nucleotides. RefSeq names its product larval cuticle protein A3A-like. The record is from RefSeq and is a predicted model, not a curated record. Gene Ontology annotation, cellular component: extracellular matrix. Lineage: Eukaryota; Metazoa; Arthropoda; Insecta; Diptera; Tephritidae.
UGACAUUAGUUGCGGCACUUGCAUAUAAAAGUCAAGAAUCAUUUGCCUCGCUUCACAGUCUUUAAAUUUCAAGCGCAGCAUCGGUUUGCCAAUUUGAUUUCGGCUUGAUUUUGUCCAUAAAAGUUCGUUGUUUUGUGGUUUUUCGCGUUGAUAUUUAUUAUUUAAUUUUGCUUUGUAUUCGGUUGCGUGUGAUAAUACUCACGUCUUGGCUGAAGAGGUUUCUUUGCCUAUUGAACGCGUCUUGAGCGCGUUUUAUUAACGGAUUUGGACAGGACUCGCGUGUGUACGAAGGAUAUCGAGAAGUAGUGGCAGGAUGUUGAUGUUAAAGAUACUCUUUAUAACAGCAACAUUUGCUUUAACCCAUUGUGGUGUCAUUGGCCCGUAUGCCGCACAUUAUGGACCACACGGCGCUGGACCGCUACACUAUGCACCCUAUGCAGUACCUCAUGCACCUCUUCCAGGGCCAUAUGUAGCACCAGCACCAGCACCAGCACCGGCUGCCCCUGAACCCUAUGACCCAGCACCAAAAUACUCUUUCGGCUAUGACAUUCAAGAUGGCUACACUGGCGAUUCGAAGAGCCAACAUGAGACGCGUCAUGGCGAUGUGGUCAAGGGCAGCUAUUCACUUGUUGAUCCGGAUGGCACCAAGCGCACUGUGGACUAUACCGCUGAUCCGCAUAAUGGCUUCAAUGCCGUUGUGCGUAAGGAACCCAUUGCUUACAAAGUCGCCCACGCCCCUGUUCCAGCUCCCAUAGCACCCGCACCCAUCGGCCCAGCAGUAGCCGUGAAGGCACCAGCCAUUUCCUAUCCAAUAGCAAUCGCUCCAGCACACAUUCCAGUCCCAGCACCAGCACCCGCUCCCCUACCCAUUGCACAUGCUGGCCCACAUUUUGCUGCAGCCUAUCCAGCUUUGGCACAUAGCUCUGCCUAUGCUAGCUAUCCGCUCGCUGCUGAUCCGCAUUACGGUAACUAUUAUCCGCACUAAGCUCGACGAAUGGCAGGCAUUGAAAGCAUUUUGGAUAUCGUCCAAGGCGACUAUUUACUUUGAAAUGAUUUUGCUAAUAUUACAUUACGUUAUUUUUCCGCUUUGCAUCUAUCAGCUACUUCUUUUCUUUGAUAAUUCAUAUAAACAUACAUACAUACUCACAUACAUAUAUAUAUAUUUGAAUAUAUAAAUAUUUGUAUUUUUGCAUAUCCGUUUAAUUGCUUUUAUUAUGGCAUGGCAUUUAAUUAUUACUCUGGCACACACAAAAAAAAAGUAAUAUUAAAUAUUCCAUAUCAUAAUCGCAAUCAUAAUCGCUAUUAACGGUUCAUUCAGUAUAUUACUUAUAAAUAAAUACAUAUUUUUAAUUUGAGUAUCGAUGGAAGGACGUACAUUUAUACGAGAAUUACAUACACAUACAGUUAUGUCCUUUACUAUAUAUAUCUCUCUCUCUCUUUCUCCUUUUUGCUCUCUUAUGUAUUUUCAAUCACAAACCAAUACGAUUACAAUGUUAGCAUAAUGAUUACAUUAUUAGAAUUAGAUUCGAAAGCGUGUGUGUUGUUGUUUUCUAAGCACUAAGUUUUAAGAUUUUUUACGAACUUAAUUUUUUAUACAUACAUGCAUACAAAUAUUUAAAUAAAACAGGUACAUUGUGUAUAUAA